Messenger RNA from Stylonychia lemnae, 1899 nucleotides. The record is from the annotation of a GenBank genome assembly. Lineage: Eukaryota; Ciliophora; Spirotrichea; Sporadotrichida; Oxytrichidae.
AUGAAAAAUGAAAGGAUGUCAAUUACUGACUUCACCCCCGUCAAGUCAGGGCAUUUCCACCAGAAUAAAAACAGCUUGAUGGAAUCAAUGAAUAGCAACAGCAAGAUAUUUACCCAGUCUGUGAAUUCUAAAAACAGGGUAAAACCCCCGAUAUACUAAAAGACUCAAGUUUCACCCAUUUUAGAGACUCAGACAGACUCGUUUACUCGAGAAUUCUAGACAACCAAUAGCUUCAAAAACAAAGCUCAAGAUUUCUCAGAUCCCUAUCAUAAGAUGUAAACAAGCACCGACACUUCUGGUGCAACUAAGUCUACCUACAACACAGUAAAUACCUAAUAGCAAGAAGAAUCUACUCAUCACCAUUUAUUUUAGAGGUUGAACUAUAUGAAUAUUGAAGAUGAUGAAAAGUAGGAUCAGUCUUUGCAGAGCAGCAUCAAUACCACCACAAUGAAUGUGAUGUUUUUGGGAGCAGAAGAUCAGUCUCUCAGUAUUGUAGAUGAGAUAAGCUCUGUGAAUUUUGAUGAUUCGUUUAUUGAUAACAAAAUCAAGGGCAUUUUAUGCGAACAAAAGGAACUCAAAAAUGAGCUCAGCAAGUUGACUCAAAUCAUUCAUGUUGGAAAUAAAAAGAAAAAGACUCUGAAACAAGAGAGGGGCAAAGGUCUAAGUCCUAUCCUUAACAAGCAAUAAAUACAGAUGCUCCAUAAAAUAAGUAGUCAAAAUAUCAAAACUGAUUCCAGCUAUAUAAUAGACUAAUUGAUAGCUUCAUUAAAAAUAAAAUGCUUAGAACACGGGAUUGAAUUGACUGAUUUUGAUGCAUAUUAAAAUAAAAUUUAACAGAACAGUAAUUAGGAAUUCCGACUCUAGCAGCUGAUUGAUUUGAUAUUUCAACACUAUGAUUAGCUUAAUUAGGAGAAUUAGCAAAAGGAGAGGGAAACAGAGAAGGAGAUAUAUCUGAUUAAUUAACUUGAUAAAAGCAAUAAAAUCCUUAAGGAAGGUAAGAUACGCAAUUAAUAAGUUGUUUUAGAAAAUUAGUAUUUGCAUCAAAGAAUAGAUUAAUUGAAAUGUGACUAUCAGAAUUUAUAGGAAUAAAUCGAAUAGAGCAGGUUGGAAAGAAGUUAGUUCGAUGAAAAAUAUUUUUAACUCUAGUAAAAAUAUAAUAACUUGAAAAGCCAGAGAAACAGUUUUGACUAAGGAUAUCAACAGAAUAUCUAGUCAAAUUAUAAUGAUCGAGCUCUGUCAGCUUAUAAAUUGAAAGCUAGCGAUUGCAGAAAGAUUCUUAAUGAAGUAAUUUAUCAUUUAUUAAUAUCCUAGGUAUGCUUACUAGUAGAUUAAGCCAAUGACGCCACACAAUUGCCUCAGAAAAUCUAAGAUUUGGUUUUGGAUUACGAAAGACUGCGAAAAAAUGUAGGAAAUGACUAGCAAAGACUAAAUUUGAUAAACUAAGUAGAUGAAAUGGACAGAUUCAAAAGACAGUUGCUUCUAAUAAUGGAUCUAAAUGAACCAAAAGAUUGUUAAAACUAAGUGCCAUUGACACUCUUACUCAAGAAAAUAAGGGAAAACAAGAUAGUCUCUGAUAGCUUACAGAACAUGACCAAGCACAUUAAUUUGCUCAAGGAGCACUAUGGACUAGCAAGAUCAGCGCCUGAUCAGGAACUAAUCUUGAAAAUUUAGGACUAAACUCAGAGUAACAAGGAUCACACAGCUCUCAGAAGUCUAGAAGGCUAGAAAACUUAAUAGACUAUCAGUAAUUUUAAAAGCUUCAAUACAUCUGUGCCCAGUGAGUGCUCAUCAAACAGAGUGUCUUUGAAACCAAACUAUUACAAAGUUUAAAAAAUAAAAAGGGAGAUGACUUAUAACACAGUUACCCAAUAAUCUAGUAGAGAUUUAAAGUUAAUAUGA